GGUCACACGACUUGGCUUCAAGCUUCAAAACAGGGGAGAGCACUCCACGCAUGUAUCGGAUUGUCCAACAAACAGACCACUCUUUCUAGCUCACCAUAACCAGUUUCUACGUUGUGUUUGUCGCCAUGAUUCAACCCGUGAAUGGGACACGUGUGAGAUGUAAGUGUUUUUUCUGUGUGAUUCUGUUUUUGGGUGUCGCCCUCUACGUUUUCUGGCAGAGGACUUUACACCACCCGACGGCCUCGCACCGGAGCGAUUCGCUUCGCUUGACUUCAACUUCUAAGGGACGCGCGAAGAACACGAGUGUAGUGAACCCGCACCCUUACACGUUCGUCAUCAACAAACCAAAGCUGUGCGAAACUCCCGGAGAAGUCCUUGUGCUCGUUUGCGUUUUUACCGCAUCUACACAUUUUGAGCGACGAAUUGCCAUCCGUGCCACCUGGGGAAAGGCGAGCUUAGAACGGGGCUUCAAAGUCGCCUUUUUUGUUGGACUUCCAAAAUACAAGUCCGUCCAGUCACUUAUCGAAGCUGAAAACGCCAUCUACGAGGACAUCAUCCAAGAGAACUUCGCGGACACGUACCACAACGUCACCCUUAAGGCCAUCAUGGUUGUUCGUUGGAUGGCCGAGUAUUGUUCCAAAGCCAAGUUUGUGCUCAAGAUAGACGAUGACAUGAUGUUGAAUGCCUCGGACUUGUGGGAAGAAGUGACGACCUCGUUACGAAAUAUCACAAUGACAGCUUGGGGCCUUCUCGAGCAAAACCAAAAGCCGUACCGCAAUCCUUUGAGCAAGUGGUACAUUUCUCCCAGUACGUAUAAGAGCGAAGUUAUGCCAGACUUCUUAGUUGGGCCAGCGUACAUGUUCACUGGAGACUGUGUCCCUUUGCUGUAUAAUCUCAGUUUUACAGUACCUCCCAUUUGGCUCGAAGACGUCUAUAUAACAGGGAUGGUAGCAAAGAAGGCCGGCGUACGUUUGGUAUACCACGUUGGUUUCUCUCACAAAUACUCACCCUUUAAACCGUGCAGUAGACGUCGACAGAUAACUAGCCAUUACCAGACGGCGACGUCCAUGUUGGAGUUCUGGAAGCAAAUGCCUGUGAGCCAGCCGGGCUUUCGUUGCAACAUCACUACGAAUGGUACGGUGACGACACUAAGCUAAUGCACUUAAUAAAAGAA
Messenger RNA from Ornithodoros turicata, 1174 nucleotides. Its product is annotated as beta-1,3-galactosyltransferase 1-like. NCBI's taxonomy places the organism in Eukaryota, Metazoa, Arthropoda, Arachnida, Ixodida, Argasidae. The transcript has a single exon. Bases 126 to 1157 code for a protein of 343 amino acids. The record is from RefSeq and is a predicted model, not a curated record. Gene Ontology annotation, molecular function: hexosyltransferase activity. Gene Ontology annotation, cellular component: Golgi membrane.